AUGGCUCAUACACCAGAAGAAGCAGAAGAAGAAAAUGGUCCAACUAAAUCAAGCAUUUCUUCUGAUAUGUCUCAUGAUGAUGAUGAUGAUGAUGAUGAUGGACUAGAAGAUGUGGAAGAAAUAAAUACAAAUCAAGUAGAAGAAUAUCAAAUUCAUCCAAUACAAUCCCAACAAACCACAUAUUCUAGACUUUCACGAACAAGAACUAAUCAUUCCGAACUUUCACGAAUAAUUAGUGGGAUUAAAGAUGAUCAACAAAUUGAUGAACAAAAUAAAAAUAAUUAUAAACAAACUGGUGAUGCUGAAUAUAUUUUAACCAAUGAAAUAGAUCGAGUAACAACAAAUAUUAUUGAUUCUCGUCAACAUUCAACCACUGAUUUAGAACUGCAGCGACGUCAUUUACAUUUACAACAACAACAACAACAACAACAAGAAUUGAAUGAAAAUUCAAAACCAUCAUCAAGAAGUUCACCAAUUAGUGGUGAUUCACAAAGAGAUAAUUUAUCAAUAAAUGAAGAAAAGAAAAAAGAUUUUGUUGACGAUGAGGAUGAAGAUGAAGAAAAGGAGAAGGAUUCAGAUUAUAAACCAGAUGGUGGGAUGGCUUGGAUAAUGGCAAUUUGUGCCAUGAUGGCAAUGUUUUCCACUUGGGGUGCUAAUUCAGGUUAUGGGGUUUUUUUAAAUUAUUAUCUUGAAAGUAAUACUUUCCCUGAAGCUACUAAAUAUGAUUAUGCUUUAAUUGGAGGAAUUGUGGUAUUUAUGGCUAAUAUUUUAUCACCAUUAAGUGCUUUAUUAUAUAAAAUGUUGGGAUUUAAAUUUGUUUGUUGUCUUGGAAUUGUUUUCCAAACUCUUGGUUGGAUUUGUGCUUCAUUUGCUAAAAAAAUUUGGCAUUUAUAUUUAACUCAAGGAGUUUCCGUUGGGAUAUCAUUCCUGUUGAUUUUUAUACCAGCAACUUUGGUAUUACCUACUUGGUUUGAAAAAAAAAAGGCAACAUCAAUGGGUAUUUGUGUUUCUGGUGCUGGAUUAGGAGGAUUGAUUUUUUCUUUAAGUGUUAAUAAAGUCAUUCAAGACACUGGAGAUCAAAGAUGGGCUUUAAGAAUGGUUGGAUUUGUCACUUUAUUUUCUACUUUACUUAGUGCAUUAAUCAUGAGACCUCGUAAUUAUAAACAACCCCCACUUAAAGAAAGUUUGAGUAAAACUUUUAUAAUUGAAAGUAUCAAAGCUAUCUUUGAUGUUCAUGUAUUUAAAAAUCGAGGAAUAAUUUUAAUAGCUCUUUGGUUUUCAAUUGCUCUUAUUGGAUAUAUCUUGAUGUUGUUUACCAUGUCAUCGUAUGCUACUUCAGUGGGUCUUUCACAUUAUCAAGGGUCAAUUUUGACAUCAGUUAUGAAUGCUGCUCAAAUGGUGGGACGUCCUAGUAUGGGUCUCACGGCUGAUAGAAUCGGACGAGCAAAUUUUACUACCAGUGCAUGUUUGGUAAUUACCAUAUUACUUUAUGCCUUUUGGAUUAAUGCCACAACAUUUGGUUCUUUGAUUGCCUUUGUAGUUAUUGUUGGGUUAUUGAUUGGAGUUGGUUCCUCUUUAGCUCAACCAUUAGCUGCUGAUGUUUUAGAUCCUCAUAUGGAACAAAUGCCAGCAGCAUGGUCAGGUAUUAAUAUAACUGUGUCAUUCUUUUGUCUUGUGUCUGAAGUAAUAGCCCUUGCAUUGGUAGUUCCUGGUUCUAAAAGACCUUAUUUGCAUACACAGAUAUUUGCUGGUGCUUGCUUUUUCGCUUGUUUCUUGUUAAUGAUAUUGAUUCGAGAAUUUUUAAUUAAAAAACAAUUGACUUUAAGAUUGGAAUUUACAAAGAAUAAAUUACUUGAAAUUUCUGGAACUACCAAAGGAGGUUAUUUAAGAUGUCAAGAUAAUGAACAACAUGUUAAAAAAGAUGGUGAAAAAGAACAGGAAGAAGAGGAAGAAGAAGAAGAAGAAGAAGAAUCAAUCUUAAUAGAACGAGUAGAAAGAUAUGAGAAUUUGUUAAACAACACUUUGACUGGGUUCUUUAUUCGUGCUUUAUAUCCCAUCAAAGUUUAA
Molecule: messenger RNA, 2067 nt
Organism: Candida dubliniensis CD36
Lineage: Eukaryota; Fungi; Ascomycota; Pichiomycetes; Serinales; Debaryomycetaceae
Exons: 1
Coding region: 1-2067 (688 amino acids)
Biological process (GO): transmembrane transport
Molecular function (GO): transmembrane transporter activity
Source: RefSeq, a predicted model, not a curated record